Molecule: messenger RNA, 1896 nt
Organism: Symphalangus syndactylus (siamang)
Lineage: Eukaryota; Metazoa; Chordata; Mammalia; Primates; Hylobatidae
Gene: CCDC51
Product: coiled-coil domain containing 51
Source: RefSeq, a predicted model, not a curated record
AGCAGUUUGCGAAUUCUGUUUAUUCAUCUAUGAAAAUGGUCAAAAAAAUUUAUUUUGGUGAUGGCCAUACAACUCUGUUAAUAUACCAAAACUACUGAAUUGUACACAAUGUGUGAGUUAUAUGGUAUGCAAGUUAUAUAUCAAUAAAGCUUUUUUUGUUUUCCCCCCGAGAUGGAGUCUUGCUCUUGUCGCCCGGGCUGGAGUGCAAUGGCACGAUCUUGGCUCACUGCAACCUCUGCUUCCUGGGUUCAAGCGAUUCUCCUGCCUCAGCCUGCCCAGUAGCUGGGAUUACAGGUGCCCGCCACCAUGCCCGGAAAAUUUUUGCAUUUUUAGUAGAGACGGGGUUUCACCAUGUUGGCCAGGCUGGUCUCGAACUCCUGACCUCGUGAUCCCCCCGCCUCAGCCUCCCAAAGUGUUGGGAUUACAGGCAUGAGCCACCGCACCCUGCCAAAGUUGUUAUUUUUUUUAAAUAACAGUGCUGAGCGCUGGGAUGCUACAGUGUCCAGAGAUUAGGCCGAUGAGUACAUUUUUUGCUGGCCCAGGCCCAAGCCAGCCUGGAGAGAAAAGACCUGAGGAGGUGGCCCUCGGGCUGCAUCACCGCCUCCCAGCACUGGGAAGAGCCCUGGGGCACAGCAUUCAGCAACGAGCGACCUCCACAGCCAAGACUUGGUGGGACAGAUAUGAAGAGUUUGUUGGACUCAGUGAGGUUCGAGAGGCCCAGGGAAAGGUGACAGAGGCUGAGAAAGUGUUCAUGGUGGCUCGAGGGCUUGUCCGAGAGGCUCGGGAGGACUUGGAAGUUCACCAGGCCAAGCUGAAGGAGGUGAGGGACCGCUUGGACCGUGUCUCCAGGGAGGACAGUCAGUACUUGGAACUGGCUACUCUCGAGCACAGGAUGCUGCAGGAGGAGAAGAGGCUUCGCACAGCCUAUCUGCGUGCAGAAGACUCUGAGCGCGAGAAGUUCUCCCUCUUCUCUGCGGCUGUGCGGGAAAGUCAUGAGAAGGAGCGCACAAGGGCUGAGAGGACCAAGAACUGGUCCCUCAUUGGCUCUGUCCUGGGGGCCCUGAUUGGUGUGGCUGGCUCCACCUAUGUGAACCGUGUCCGGCUACAGGAGCUGAAGGCUUUACUCCUGGAGGCACAGAAGGGGCCUCUGAGUCUCCAGGAGGCCAUUCGAGAACAGGCGUCUAGCUACUCCCGCCAGCAGAGGGACCUCCACAAUCUCAUGGUGGAUUUGAGGGGCCUGGUACAUGCUGCUGGGCCAGGGCAGGGCUCUGGGUCACAGGCAGGUACUCCCCCAAUCAGAGACAGAGAUGUAGAUGUCCUUUCAGCUGCCUUGAAAGAGCAGCUCAGUCAUUCCAGGCAAGUCCAUUCAUGUCUAGAAGGCUUACGUGAGCAGCUUGAUGGCCUAGAAAAGACUUGUAGCCAAAUGGCUGGGGUGGUUCAGCUUGUAAAGGCUGCAGCACACCCAGGCCUGGUGGAACCAGCAGACGGGGCUAUGCCCAGCUCCUUGCUGGAGCAGGGGAGCAUGAUCUUGGCACUGUCAGACACGGAGCAGAGACUAGAAGCCCAAGUCAACAGGAACACCAUCUAUAGCACCCUGGUCACCUGUGUGACAUUUGUGGCCACACUGCCUGUGCUCUACAUGCUAUUCAGAGCCAGCUAACCCCUGGCCCCUCCUCCAGAGGGUCUGAGGCAAUAGCUGUGAAUGUGGAUUUAGGUAGAGAAUCAUAGCAAUGAAGUGAGCCUUUGGGGACGUGUACAAACUCAAUCUGAAGGAGCAGCAUCUGUGUGGCUCACCAGCAGGCACGCUUCGCUUUGUAGACAAGGUUCAUUUACAUUAAUUAUCAAAACUUUGUGCUAAUGUCCAAUUAAAAUAUCCUGUUUUAUUAUUUAAAACAA